This is a messenger RNA of Triticum turgidum subsp. durum (durum wheat), 1707 nucleotides long. The record is from the annotation of a GenBank genome assembly. NCBI's taxonomy places the organism in Eukaryota, Viridiplantae, Streptophyta, Magnoliopsida, Poales, Poaceae.
AUGGUGGCGCCGGCCGCGGAGGCGGUGGCCGGCCGCAAGACCUUGCCGGACGAGUGCAAGACCCUGUGGCAGAUCGCCGGGCCGGUCAUCCUCACAGGCGUCUUCCAGUUCCUCAUCGGCUUCGUCAGCGUCACCGUCGCCUUCGUCGGCCACAUCGGCAAGGUUGAGCUCGCCGCCGUCUCCAUUGUCAUCGGCGUCAUCGAAGGCCUCGGCUUCGGGCACACACAGCAGAUGGUGGCACCGGCGGCGGAGGCGGAGGCGGUGGCGAUGGCCGGCCGCAAGACCUUGCCGGACGAGUGCAAGACCCUGUGGCAGAUCGCUGGGCCGGUCAUCCUCACCGGCGUCUUCCAGUUCCUCAUCGGCUUCGUCACCGUCGCCUUCGUCGGCCACAUCGGCAAGGUCGAGCUCGCCGCCGUCUCCAUUGUCAUCGGCGUCAUCGAAGGCCUCGGCUUCGGCCUCCUGCUGGGCAUGGGGAGCGCCCUGGAGACGCUGUGCGGGCAGGCGGUGGGGGCCGGGCAGCUCCACACGCUGGGCGUCUACAUGCAGCGCUCCUGGAUCAUCUGCCUCGCCACGGCCGUCGCCCUGCUCCCGGUCUACAUCUUCACGGACCCCAUCCUCCGCCUGCUCCGGCAGUCCCCGGAGAUCUCCGCCGUGGCCGGGCGGUACGCGCGCUGGUGCGUGCCGCAGCUCUUGGCCUACGCCGUCAACUUCCCCAUGCAGAAGUUCUACCAGGCGCAGAGCCGAGUGUGGGUCAUGACGCUCAUCUCCGGCGCCGCCGUCGGCCUGCACGCGCUGAUCAACUGGGUCGUCGUCGCCAGGCUCCGCCGCGGCCUCCUGGGCGCCGCCAUGGUCGGCAACGCCUCCUGGUGGCUCAUCAACGCCGCGCAGUUCCUGUACGUCGUCGGCGGCUCCUUCCCGGAGGCGUGGACCGGGUUCUCGCGCAAGGCCUUCGCCAGCCUCGCCGGCUUCGUCAGGCUCUCCCUCGCCUCCGCCGUCAUGCUCUGGUUCCUACUACUACUUUCGUUGCUUCCUGCUCUAAUUAGGAGUAUCUACAUUACAGACGAAAUUGUGAGUAUAGGAGUGAUAUUUGUGCUGCAGCUUAGAGAUGUGGUUGAAUUCUGUUGCAACAGCAUGAACUACAACAUCUGGACACUAAUGGUAUCCGUUGGUUUCAAUGCCGCCGUGAGUGUUCGCGUGGCGAACGAACUUGGCGCCAAGCACCCGAAAGCGGCCAAGUUCUCGGUCGUGGUGGCGGUGGCCACGUCGGCCGCCGUCGGGCUCGUCUUCACGCUCGUCGCCCUCCUGGCGAGGAAGCAGCUGCCUAGGCUUUUCACCGACGACGAGCUCGUCGUCAAGGAGGCCGCGAAGCUGGGGUACCUUCUGGCAGCCACCAUAGGCCUCAACAGCAUUCAGCCGGUGCUAUCAGGAGUGGCCAUUGGAGCUGGGUGGCAGUCCUUGGUCGCCUGGGUCAACAUCGGCUGCUACUAUCUCAUCGGCCUGCCCCUCGCAGCUGUCCUCGGCUUCAAGCUGAAGCUUAACGCAACGGGGAUUUGGGUGGGGAUGCUGAUCGGCACGGUUCUGCAGACCGUCAUCCUGUUUAUGAUCCUCUUCAGAACCAAAUGGCAUAAAGAGGCUAUGCUGGCGGAAGAGCGGGUGCGGAACUGGGGAGGAAACGUCGAGCUGCCGACCGUCCAAGAAGCAAGAUGA